This is a messenger RNA of Solenopsis invicta (red fire ant), 3372 nucleotides long. RefSeq lists its product as uncharacterized. NCBI's taxonomy places the organism in Eukaryota, Metazoa, Arthropoda, Insecta, Hymenoptera, Formicidae. The transcript has a single exon. The record is from RefSeq and is a predicted model, not a curated record. Bases 1162 to 2067 code for a protein of 301 amino acids.
AGGAACAUAAUAGUUAUUAUUACUCGGAUGUAGACCACAUGCUGUCCUGGAAAUGAAUCAGGAUCUUAUGACCGUUUUUCUUCCACGCUGGUACACUCCGUCGAUUCGUAGAUCGCAAGAUGAAUCAACGAUAAUUACCCACGGCUUUCCCGGGGACGAGAUGUGUAGGCAGAUUCUCGCAUGAUCUGAUGGGUUCCUCUAUUUAUAAUUGUCGACCGCAAUAUAUCUUGCGUGAAAUAACAUAGACCUAUUUCACAAAACUCACAAGUAUCUUCCUGGUAUAUUGUUUGGUAGCAUUGGCGAAUUUAUGUAUUUUUCUGCUGGUAUCAGAACGCGAAUAACAAGCCAUUAAUUUUACUGAUAUCGAUGGACCGUUUUGCCUUUAUAGAUUAAAGAUAAGAUUAUAAAUCGCUGAGUUAAAUACGGAAUAAGCCGUAAUACGUGUCAAUACGUUUUUAGUCUUAUAUUUUUCUGAUACUACACUGUUAAAAAUUUCUGCCGUAAAUUUAAUGAAAAGUACUGGAAGCAAAAGUCAAUCACGCACAUUAUAGCAUUUUAAUGUUGUCAAUGAAAAUUAAGUUACGUAACAAAAUUUUAAUGUAACAUGAAUUAAAUUUCAUGCAUAUUAAUGUACAAAUACAAUAAUGUAAAAACUAAAAAUUCAGCUCAGGUUACUGAAAUUUAAUGUGCGUUGAAUGAAAGGUAAUGUUUAUUGGCAUAAAGUGUAAUGUUCAUUGUACAUAAAGUUUAAUGUUUAUUGUGUAUGAAAUUUAAUGUUCAUUGUGCAUGAAGUUUGUUGUUUAUUGUGCAUGAAGUUUAAUGUUUACUGUACAUUGUGGCGUACGCCUAUUGGACAAGCCGGAUUGAACGCUUUUAUGAACACCUGAGAGAGGAAAAAAGACUGUUACGAGUUACGAGUCGCACCGUUCACUUACCACGUGCCAUAUUGUACUGAGUAUUAAAAAGAUUAUUAAAAAGAGUUCCUAUUCUUGUUAAACGUUCAUAUAUUGUGUCGUUUCUUCCUCAAACAUCCUCUAGACGUAGUAGUGAGCUCGAGCUACUUUUAUAGAUACGCAGAACAUCUAUAUUGGUGACCCCGUUACAACACGAGCACGUGUCGCCCGUAUAAAGAUACACGGUGCGAAUCAGGAGGCCGAAGUAAUGCCAAUAGAGCACUCGCCGACCAGGCAGAAAGAAGAAGACACGAAAACCUCAAACUUAUCUCCCAUCGGUGAGCCGGCUAACUUCAAUCUAGGAACAAUGAACACCGGCGGCGGCGGCGGACCACCAGACGGAAACAUCAGCGCUGCACAGACGGUACGUUUACCCCCGUUUUGGAAAGAUAAUCCAGCCUUGUGGUUUGCGCAGGUGGAAGCUGCUUUCGCGAUACAUCGUAUAACCGGCGAUGAUUCAAAGUUUCGCUAUGUGGUGCUGCACGUAGACCAGUCCGUCCUUCCGUUAGUGGCCGACCUAAUAGCUAAUCCGCCAGCUCAAGACAAAUAUUCGACGCUGAAGGAACGCAUCUGCACGGUCUUAGGCGAGACUAGUGCAACAAAUAUCAGAAAACUCUUAGGUUCACAUGAGAUAGGAGACGAGAAACCCUCGAUCUUUCUCCAGCGACUACGUAAUUUGGCAGCAGGUCAAGUGACAGACGAUAUUUUGAAAUCCAUAUUCAUGGAACAACUCCCAGAAAACGUACGUACGAUACUGGAGAUCAGCGAAGUUCAAGAUUUAGCAAAAUUAGCGGCACAAGCGGACAAGAUAAUAGAAAUGGCUAGACCAUCUUCAUCAACAAUUCAAGCAGUCAGCGGAGGACAAAAUAAUUCCGACAAGCUACUGAAAGAAAUAGUAGAAUUGAAACAACAAGUUAAGAAGCUCGCACUAAGGGACAGGCAACGUAGCGGAUCCCGUGGACGCACACCAAGCCGAGGCCGCGCAAAACAACGAGGUAACAAUGACAGCAAUAAGUCAUCGGAAUAUUGUUACUACCAUAACAAGUUCGGAGAUAAAGCAUUUAAGUGCACCCCCCCAUGUUCGUACGACAAAACAAAAUCGUUGGAAAACUAAAAUCGCCGCCACGAAUCCAGACGGCCGUCGGCGGAUCAACAAAAAGCAAACGUCUGGCUAUAACAGAUAAAAAAGAUGGCAUUACAUAUUUAAUAGAUACUGGAGCGGAUAUGUCAGUCAUCCCAAAAAGACUAGUGAGAGGAGCACUCCAACCCACAGAUUUUCAGUUAUUCACAGCAAAUAACACUGUUAUAAAAACCUAUGGUAACCGGACACGCGUCUUAGAUUUAGGCUUGCGACGCCCGUUCAGAUGGCAAUUUAUUGUAGCCGACGUUGUUCAACCAAUUGUAGGCGCAGAUUUUUUAGCGCACCAUGGAAUUCUGCCGGACCUCAAAAAUAGAAGACUGAACUAACCUCGCUAAAGGUGACAGCUCGUUUAGCAGUGGGGAAUCAUACGAAAAUUGCAACAAUUAAUGAAGACUGCAGAAUUAAAGAACUUCUAAGCAAAUACAUCGAAAUCACUCGACCUACUGCACUUAAGAAGACCACACACAACGUGAAACAUUAUAUUGCCACUAAAGGACAACCAACUGCAGAGAGGCCACGUAGGUUAACCCCGGCAAAGUACGCGGCUGCAAAACGAGAAUUCGAAACUAUGUUGGCGCAAGGGAUAUGCCAACCCUCUUCAUCGCAAUGGGCAAGUCCAUUACACCUCGUCCAGAAAAGUAGCGGAGAAUGGAGGCCAUGCGGAGAUUUCCGAAGAUUAAACAGCACGACAGUUGCAGAUAAGUACCCGCUUCCGCAUAUACAAGAUAUCACGCAUCAAUUGCACGGGUGCACUUUCAGCAAAAUAGAUUUAAUAAAGGCAUAUUAUCAAAUUCCAGUGGCCGAGGAAGACCGCCAUAAAACUGCAGUAACCACGCCAUUUGGUUUAUACGAAUUCAACAGAAUGCCAUUUGGAUUGCGCAACGCGGCGCAAACCUUUCAAAGAUUUCUGGACACAGUACUUAGGGGACUUGAUUUUUGCCGCAGCUACAUCGACGAUCUUCUAGUGGCAUCUAAAGACGAAGAGGAACAUCGAAAACAUCUCGAGCUGGUAUUUUAACGUUUAAAGUAUUACGGCCUAUCAAUCAACGUGGCCAAAAGCAAGUUUGCGGAACGAGAGGUAGAAUACCUCGGAUAUACAAUAAAUAAAGAUGGUAUACACCCAACUGCCGACAGAGUCAAAGCAAUAAUAGAGUUCGAAAAACCGAAAAACAUCAGUGAACUCAGAAGAUACCUCGGAAUCAUUAAUUUUUACCACAGAUUCAUCAAAGAUGCGGCAGCUAUAUUAGCACCAUUAAAUGAAUACCUCAUAGGAGCUAA